This is a messenger RNA of Sporothrix brasiliensis 5110, 735 nucleotides long. RefSeq lists its product as uncharacterized. The transcript is spliced from 2 exons. Bases 1 to 735 code for a protein of 244 amino acids. Lineage: Eukaryota; Fungi; Ascomycota; Sordariomycetes; Ophiostomatales; Ophiostomataceae. The record is from RefSeq and is a predicted model, not a curated record.
AUGGCGACUCAAAUAACCGAGGUUUAUAAAUGGGAGGGGAAGUGGGCCAUCAAUAUCGACUUUGAAAAAGAAGAAUACCGUGUCAGCUGGGCUGGAAGCUGGAGAGACACACCCGACUUGACCACCUUUCCCGAUAUUGCGGACACGAAUACCGCAACACGAAUCCAUCAUAGCGCCCAGGUGCACGAGAUAUGGGCCAAGUCAAGCACGGUCUGCCACGGAUCCGACUCCCAUAUCCGGCUCUUAGAUCCUUGUGUACAAGACGACGAUUUCCCGGUGUGCAAGGUGGCCGUCAACGCUUGCCAGCGUCGAUCGAUCCAGGACGAGUUUGUCCUCCUUCAAAAACUUGUAGCCCAAAAGGCGCCCGUUGUUUCUGUCCACCCGGAUCCGUUGGUCGAUGAGGACGGAAUAUUUGGGUUCCGUAUGGAGCAACUAAUCAAAGUCCCAGUGCGCACGCUGAUCCAGCAGCAUGCGGACGAAGUACAAACAAUAAUGCAACAGAUACACGAUGCUGGAGUUGUUCACAAUGACUUUCACCCGGGAAACGUCAUGCAGCGACCAGACAAAACUAUGAUUAUUAUUGACUUUGGGCGCGCCGGGUUUGUGGGCCAAGACAUCCCGACCGGCAAAGAGUUACCGCUCUGGAAAAAACCGACGUAUGCCUUCGAAGCAGAUACCAUCACGUUUGAGCAGUUUUUUACAGAACGAAUCUUCACCAAGUGUUUGAAUCACUAG